UGUACUAUACUCGCAGAGGCGGGUGUGCGAGCGCGGGGUGACCUCAGCAUCCCCAGGAUUCGGCCUCGUCCGAGAGAGGAUGGCUUCCAGGUUCCGGACCUCAGUGACCUUCCAGGAUGUGUCUGUGGAGUUCACCCGGGAGGAGUGGAGGCGCCUGGAGCCGGCCCAGAGGGCCCUGUACCAGGACGUGAUGCUGGAGAACUUCCAGAACCUGGUCUCUGUGGGGGUCCCGGUCUCCAAUCUGGAUAUUCUCUUCUUGUUGGAGAGAAAAGCAGCAGCUCAGAGGCCCAGAGAAGGAGGCCCCACGAGUCUUUGUCCAGAUUUUUGGAGUCAGGAGAUGAAGUUUAAGCUGCAGAACUUAAGUAUGAUACAGCAUAAUUGCCUAGAAGCGUCAUCCAAGAAAAGAGUGCCAGAGCAUCAGCAUGAGCAAUCCAAGAGGAGAGAAGCCAAGGAACGUGGUGUUCAUUUUGUAAAAAAGACGAACACCCUCAUGAGUCGGUCCAGAACCAUCACUCGUAGGAAAGCUUUUAAGAGGACUGUGCCUCUUUGUAGUACUUUGGGGAGAAAUCUGAAUUUGGGUCUGGGUUUUCAUGCCUUAUGGAGAGGAGUUAUGAGGGAAAACCUCCAUAAACUUAGAAAAAACUUUAGGGAUUUUCCAAAUUCACUUGCAUGUAAGAAAUCCUCCUUCAGAAAGAUCUUUACUACCUCUAGCACAUACAGGAAACCCUUUUGUUACCACUCAGACUUAGUUAAAUUUCACAGGGUGCGUUUUGGGGAAAAGUUACAAGAAGCCAGUGAAUGUGGAAACACUUUUGGCAGAAGGUCAAAAGUCACUGGACAGCUAAGAAUUUGUAUGGGGAAAAAAUAUAAAUGUAAUAAUUAUAGGAAAGCCUUCUUGGAAAGCUUGACUAAACAGAAGGGAGUUAAUAUUCAGAUUAAGCCUUUUAAAAGUAAUGAGGGAGGGAAAUCCUUGAGGCAAAGAGGACGUCUUCUUACCCAUCAGAGAACUCAUAUGGUGGAAAAACAAUUUGAAUGUAGCGAAUGCAGGGAAAGCUUCAGCCAAAAAGCAGACCUCCUUCGACAUCAGGGCACUCACAUGGCAGGAAAGCUUUUUGAAUGUAAUGAAUGUGAGAGGGGUUUCAAUCGGAAGGAAAACCUUCUUGCCCAUCAGAGAACUCACAGCGGAGUAAAACCCUUUGAAUGCAGUGAGUGCGGAAAAGGCUUCAGCCGGAAAGGGAACCUCAUCUCCCAUCAGAGAACUCACACCCGAGACAAACCCUUUGCAUGUGACGAAUGUGGCAAAGGUUUUAGCUGGAAGGCGAACCUCGUCACUCACCAGAGAAUCCACACUGGAGCCAAGCCCUUUGAGUGUAAGAAGUGUGGGAAAGCCUUCAGCCAGAGGGGCCGCUUUAUUGACCACCAGAGAAUCCACACUGGGGAAAAGCCCUUUGAGUGCAACGAGUGUGGGAAAGACUUCACCCGGAGGGAAAACCUUGUUUCCCACCAGAGAACUCACACGAGGGUGAAGCCCUUUGUGUGCCCCGAGUGUGGGGUGGACUUCAGCUGGCGCUCGGGCCUGAUCACCCACCAGAGGACCCACACAGGUGUGAAGCCCUUCGAAUGCACGGAGUGCGGGAAGGGCUUCCGGCAGAGGGGCCACCUGGUCACCCACCAGAGAACGCACUCCGAGGUAAAGCCCUACGGGUGCGCCGAGUGCGGGAAGACCUUCCGCGACAAGGGGCACCUCCUCAAACACCAGGUCACCCACACCGGGGCAAAGCCCUUUGCCUGCAGCGAGUGUGGAAAGGCCUUCAGCUACCGGAGCUACCUGGCCGAUCACCAGAGGAUUCACACCGGAGAGAAACCCUUUGAGUGUGAGGAAUGUGGAAAAUGUUUUAACCGCAAGGGAAAUCUCAUUUAUCACCAGAGGAUUCACACUGGAGAGAAACCCUUUGACUGCAGUGAAUGUGGUAAAUCCUUUAUCACAAAGCGAACGCUUACUGGACAUCAGAGAACUCACACUGGAGUCAAACCCUUUGAAUGUAGUGAAUGCGGGAAAUCCUUCAGUAAGAAACAAAGCCUUAUUAAACAUCAGAAAAAUCAUCCUGGAGUCAAAGCCUUUUGAAUGUAAAAUGUGGGAGAAGUUUCAAGCCGAAGGCAUAAUUCUUAUCAAAAAGCUAACAGAAUUUUGAAGUCAUUGGACGUAGAAAAGGCCUAAGUUAGAAGGGGUGCUUUUAAAAGACAUUUAAGAACUGGAAUUGGGAUACUUUGAAGGUUUUAAAUGUUUCGAAGGACAGGGCGUACCAGAGUAGUGGAGUAAUCGGAGAAUGACUAAACAAAUGGUGACAUAAAUAAAAUGGAACAUUAUGGCAUUGUUGAGUAGGAAAGAAUUUAAAGAAAUAGAGGAAAACUUGUGAACUGAUACAUAAUGAAGUAAACAGGAAAACACCCUACUCAGUAACAAUAAAAAUUUUAGUGGGAAGAGCCUUCAGAAAUCAGACCUGGGAACUGUAUUAUCCCCUACCCACCCGGGCCUUGGAAAAUGACAAACUGUAACUUCUUCCUUUCUUUGCAGUCGUGUGCUAUUCCUGAUGUGGAGCCUUGCAUUUACUCUGUAUUUUUUGAUGGCUUGCUUGGCUUUUAUGCCCUGAUUUCUUUUCUCUCUAGUUAUUAUAAGAGCUGGCUCUGGUUGUAGAAACAGAAAGGGUAUUUUUGGAAAUAAAGAUGGUCUACCAUCUAGUAAAUGUGUUUCUUAAUUAAUAAAUUACUGAGUAUGCUGGAUUUAAUUUAAUUCUAGUCAUCUAAGUUGAGUAGUGGAUAGAGGACUGAACUUCAAGUUGGGAAAACUUCAGUUUAGAUCUUCAAAUAGUUAUUAGUUCUGUGAUUUCAUGUUAAUUAUCUUUUCUCAGCUCCACUUUCAUCUGUAAAAUGGGGAUAAUAAGAGCUUUUAUCUCACAGAGUAUCUGAUAAGUGUAAAGUGCUUUGCAAACCAUAAAAGUAAAUGCUAACUACUGUGUUUUUAUGAUAGGAUUUCUCAAUUGGUAAAACAGAGAAAUGUGAAAAAGUCAGAGAUGCAAAAAUAAAAUGACAAAAAUAAAAAUAGAUCCUAAAUAGUUUGGAUAGUUAACUGCAAAAGAUUGUUAUUAAUGAUUUUAUGUUAUAUUGGCAGCCCUGCAGUAAAGUGGUCCAAGUCCUUGAGCUGCUUGAAUAUUGGUAAAGACAAAUGCCAUGUUCAUCAGAUCUGGGCCUGUAAACAUCCUGGAUGAUGAGUCAGGAUCCAUUAAGGUCCACAUCCACACUCCAGAAUAUUUUAUGGAACUUCAAAGUUUGAGUAUUGUAGGAAUAAAGAAUAAGGAUUAUUUGAAUUUUUAAAAAAAAUCUUUUAAAUUCCAAUAUUGGAUAGUGUGGAUUCAUAAUAAUUUGAAAAAAAAAAUGUGGUUUUUUGGGGGGGCAGACUAGAGCACCUGGACAGCUAAAACAUGUAAUAAUGUAAAGUGUUUUAGAGGAAUGGUUUCCAGGAGUAAAGAGGCAACAAUCCUAUUGUACUCUGUCUUGGUCAGACCACAGUUAGAAUAUUUGUUUUCAUUCUGGACAAGUUUUAAGGUGGUGAAGGGUUUUAGGUCCAUGCCAUAUGAACAUCAUCUGGUCACAAGUUUGCAGAUAUUUAACCUAGAGAAGAUUUGGGGGAAAAUUAUAGCUGUCUCUGGCAUGUGAUAGGUUAUGUGCAAGAGGCAGUAAAUUUGUUAAGGUUGACUCCAAAGGAGCAAAAUUGAGUAUAAUCCUUUAGGGGAAAAAUGGAUGUUUAACGACUUUCAAAUAUUCCUGCUUGAGGGAGAAAAAUUGACUUUCAAAUACAAGAUUCAAGAAGAGCAUAAAAAGGUAAACAGGAAAGAGAAAUCUUCUGAGACUCAGUAAGGUUAAAUGGUUUACAUUUUUGCAUGGAAAUAUGAUGCUUCUAAUUCCCAAGAACUUUAUCAUCAUUAGGACAUUUAGAAAUAAAGACAGGCCAUGGGUAUGAGUUAACUGUGAUGGGAUGAUAUCUAAAUAAAAUUAGGGGGGUGAAUAAUAAAAAGGGAUGAUUGUGAAGGGAACGUUACUUAAAAAAAUAAAUUAAGGGGCAAGAAAGAUAUGCUGGGAGAAGGGGAAGGUAGAUUGAGGGUAAAUUAUCUUACAUGAAAGGUACAAAAGAGUUUUUAUAGUGAAGAGAAAGAUGGGGGUGGUGGAGGGAGUAGUGCUUGAAUCAUUAGAAUUCACUCAAAAAGGGAGUAACAUGCACUCGGUUGGGCAGAAGAAAGCAGGAGGGGAAGGGAUGAGAAGGGACCUGAUAGAGGAUAAAUUUGGGGAGAAGCAAAACACAUAAGGGAUUGAAAGGAGAGAAAAGAAUAAACAAGAAAAUAGGAUGGAGGAAAAUUCACA
Molecule: messenger RNA, 4416 nt
Organism: Sarcophilus harrisii (Tasmanian devil)
Lineage: Eukaryota; Metazoa; Chordata; Mammalia; Dasyuromorphia; Dasyuridae
Product: oocyte zinc finger protein XlCOF22
Exons: 5
Coding region: 80-2125 (681 amino acids)
Biological process (GO): negative regulation of transcription by RNA polymerase II
Molecular function (GO): DNA-binding transcription repressor activity, RNA polymerase II-specific
Source: RefSeq, a predicted model, not a curated record